AAAAUAUACAUCUCUGAGAUUACACAAAGAAUGCUGAGACAAAGAGGUAGAUUGCAUGUGUAUGUGUGAGGAAGAUAGGGUUAAGGAACACACUAGUAGUUUGGCUGUGACACAUUGAAAUCAAUGCAAAUAACUACGGAAUUGCUGUUGUUGUGUAGGGAAGUUUAAAAAAAAAUAAUGGAGGUUUCAUACUAUACUGCUCCCACAACUUAGCAAACUUGGAAUUUGGAAUGAGACAUCUUUCAACACUUAGAUACAUUGUCUGAUGCAUACUGAACAUCAAGUGGCCCAUAAAUCAAACCUGAAUUAUUAGAUUUUGGAUUUUUGUCGAUAGAUGCAUGAUAGAUAUUUAAAAAUGCAACAAGGGUAGCAUUGCUAUUAACUGUAAGCAAUACAAUGAUUCCAUUGGGCAAGAGACAAGUAACCUCUACUGGCCUAUCAGGCGGGGCAGUGUCCCAGAAGUCGAACUGAUACUCUGCAGGAAUUGGAGCCAUCCUUACUCUAUUUUCUGGAAGCUCUACCCAAACAUUAUCCAAAGCAGCAGUAUUUUGUAGAACCUAGACGAGUGCACUUAGUCGCAGUAACAUACAGUAUGGAGUCGUUUCCUUUAUGCUCCUAUUCGCACACUUUGUAAAUAUUCACAAGAAAAUAUAUUCUGGAAAUGAUCAACAGACGAAAAUAUAUCAGAAAAUAUCACUGUGUUAUUGACACUCGCUAUUCUCAUUACUCCCAUAAAAACAACAGUGUCUCCAGUAGAAGCCCGAUAAAUAUCCCUAGAGUUAGGUUUUUUCUUCAAAUAAAAUAUUUAGGAACAUUGUAUAGUCUGUUGGUAGCAGUUACACUCGACAUUUCAUAGCCGUGGAUGACGUGUGGUGUGAUUCCUGGAAAAGCUCCCGAAAGAAGAAAAAGUGGCCAAAGGUAAUGUAAAAUGUUUAAAAGUGAAAAACCAUCAGUUAGAUUGCCGCGGCUAUAUAAGAUAGCAGCAUUAAUAGCAAAAGAAUACAGCGAAGGGCUAGGCAGCAUUAAACAGUUGGUUUAUGAAAAACGAAAGAAACACCCUCGCAUUAAAUCUUUGUUUGCCUUGGUAUCUGUUCUAUACCAACGAAAGGAUGAAAUAGAGCACUUGCUCAAAAAAACCCAAUUGUUAGACAAGGAAUCAAGAAUUGAUCCAUGGGUGAUCAAAAUUCUUGUGACAGAAUUGCUUUAUGGCAAAAAAACAUUAUCUGGCCAGACCAGAAUUGAGCAGACAAUCAAGGGGUAUGAGCAAAUGUUUAAAGCCCAUCUCAGUGAUGUGAUUGAGGCCCCUGUCAAAGAGGAAACCGUUUCUACCAAACCAAAAUACGUGAGAGUGAAUACAUUGAAAAAAACAGUUGGGGAAGCAAUAGAUGCGUUCAGAGAUGAAGAAUGGAUACUUAUUAAACAUUCCGAUAAAAACGACUACAAUGGGUUCGUAGAAAAAGUAGCAGCAUUAAAAGAUGGAGAGUUCAUGGUUGACAUGCACGUACCCAGUCUGUUGAUAUUUCCAUCAAAAACGCACUUUUAUAACCAUCAAGCUUACAAGAAUGCUACAAUCGUCUUACAAGAUAAGGCCAGUUGCUUGCCAGUGCAUCUACUGGCCCCCUGUCCCGGUUCGACCGUACUGGACAUGUGUGCCGCCCCUGGAAUGAAAACCACCCAAUUAGCGGCGGCAUUGGAAAAUCAGGGCGUGAUUUACGCCGUAGAAAGAGACGCCAAGAGGGCGGGGAUCCUGAAGGGGAUUGUUGGCGGUAGUGGCGCGACUUGCGUCAAGGUCAUCAACAAGGAUGUGUUGCAGUGUAAUGGCAAAGAGUUUCCAGGGGUGGAGUAUAUUUUGGUGGAUCCUAGCUGUUCCGGUUCAGGUAUGAGCGAGAGAGCAACUUCAUUUGAAAGUAAAGACUUAUCUAGGCUUCAAAAACUAGCUGGUUUCCAAAUUAUAAUCCUACGCAGUGCUUUGACUCGAUAUCCAGAUGCUAAACGCGUUGUCUACUCAACCUGUUCACUGCAUCCUGAAGAAAACGAAGAAGUCGUACGGCAAGUGCUCGAAACCAACUCUCACUUUAAACUUGUUGAUGCCAAGAAACUAUUGAAUGCUGACUGGAAGUCAUUUGGUAGCCCAGAUUACGGAGAACUCGGUGAAUUUUGCUUAUAUGCCAGACCAGACGAAGACUUGACAAACGGAUUUUUUCUGGCUGUGUUUGAAAGAUUGGGGGAAGGAGAGCAGAACACCUUUUUCAAUAACAAAAUCUUCGGUUUCAAGAACGAAUUAAAUGCAAAGGACAGGAGGAAAGAGCGUAAGUUAGAAGCUCAACAGAAUGCAGAACAACCUGAAAUGAAGAAAGGGAAGAAAAACAGAAGGAAAAUGAAUGCGGUAGGGGAUGAUUCAAAUAAUGCUGAAGAAAUGGUGAAUGGUCAGACUGCAGCAGUUAAAAAAGUACAAAAUAAUGUUGGAGCAACUGUGGUCAAUGAUGACGCAGAUAUACAUAAAGAGCAUAAAAAUAAAAAGAAGAAAAAGAGAGUGAAGGAUGACGUUGUGGAAUCUCAAGAAAAUGCUAUCAACGACACUGUGACAGAAAAUGUUUCCGAAAUUUCCGACAAAAGUAGUGGAUCAAGAAAAAAGAAGAAACAUUCUAGUGAAGCAAGUGAAUCAACAGAUGACCUUUCGAAAAGUGAUCAGACUUUAGUAAUGAAUGACAACGCAGAAAGUCCAAAGAGAAAAAAGAAGAAGAAAAUGAGAGAAAAUGUUAAUGAAUCUCAAUAUAUUGCAUCAGAAAGUAAUGUUGAGGCAGUUGAUAAAAAAGAUAAGAAAGUUAAGAAAAGGGAAAAUGAGAUCCUAAAGAAUCAAGAUAUUUUUGUUGAAGACGAGCCAAGAAAAAAGAAAAAGAAACAUUGUAGUAAAGGAGGUGAAUCAAAAGAUUUCUCGAAAAGUGAUGCUAACAAUGAAAUUAGUAUUGAAGAAGACAAGCCUAAAAAGAAAAAACGCAAACAUAUCAGCGAGUCAGAAGAAUUAAUCGACAACCUGGCAAAUAUGACUGUAAACACCAAUGGAAUUGAAGAAUGUGAAUCCAGAAAAAAGAAACGGAAACAUCGUAGUAAAGACAGCGAACUGGCAGAGGUCUCAAACAAUGGAGACACCCCAGAAACCAUUGACAAUAGUGUUGAACAGCAUAAGUCAAAAAAGAAGAAACGUAAAAAUGACAGCGAGGUGAAUGAAUUAUCAGAGGAUUUUCGUAAUAUUGACGUUAGCUAUCCCAAUUCAAAGAAAAAGAAAAAGAAAAACAAAGACCUAGAGUGUAUGUGAAGAAAAUUGAGAUGGAUGUUUACGUGUUGUCGUAUAUUAUAUCAUAGUUUAUAAUAAAUAUGUACAGUGAAACA
Acanthoscelides obtectus is the source of this 3390-nucleotide messenger RNA. NCBI's taxonomy places the organism in Eukaryota, Metazoa, Arthropoda, Insecta, Coleoptera, Chrysomelidae. The record is from the annotation of a GenBank genome assembly.